CUGUCUGAAGGAGAUAAACCCUCUCCUGCAAGGGACUGGCUUAGUAGUACUUUCUCAUUUGUAAACUCUCUGUUUCUGCAACAAAGGCUCUGCCCUGGCCAGAAGGUUGGUGGUGGGACUGGGACGCAUAUAUAGACUAAAGCUUAUCCGACAAGAGGCGACAGUCACUAUUCCUUUUGGCUUUUUUGUGAAACAGUAACGGCACUAAUAUUAUACUAAAAUACAAAAAAACAACACCUUUCCAAAAGUAUCAUCAUUCAUCACUCCCAAUGGCGACGAUCAGAGAACUCUCGAGACUUAUCAGAGAUCAUGGUGAUGAACAAGUAUGGAUCACGCACUAUUCAUCAAAGCAUCAGAUACUUCUCGUGGGCGAAGGAGAUUUCUCAUUCUCCUGCAGCUUAGCCACUCGCUUCCGCUCUGCUUCCAACAUCUGCGCCUCCUCUCUCGACUCUUACGAUGAAGUGGUUAGAAAGUACAAGAAGGCAAGAUCAAACCUUGAGACUUUGAAGAGGCUUGGAGCUUCUCUUUUACAUGGAGUUGAUGCAACCAAACUCCAACUACAUCCUCAUCUUAACUGCCGAAGAUUUGACCGAAUCAUCUUCAACUUCCCACACGCCGGUUUCCACGGCAAAGAGACUGACUCCUCUCUUAUAAAGAAGCAUAGGGAACUGGUGUUCGGAUUCCUCCACAGUGCAAGCCAUAUGGUCAGGGCUGAUGGAGAAGUUCAUGUCUCUCACAAGAACAAACCACCCUUUUGUCACUGGAAGCUCGAGGAGCUUGCUAGCAAAUGCUCUCUUGCGUUGACCCAGUGCGUGGCGUUCGAGAAGAGCGACUACCCUGGCUACGAGAAUAAGAGAGGAGAUGGGUCUAGAUGUGACAUGCCUUUCCUCUUGGGAGAGUGCAGUACCUUCAAAUUCAGAGUCUCUCGCGUGGCUAAAGAGAUUUAUGCUGAGAAGUUGAAAGGCAGAGAGAUGAAGGAACGUGAAUCAAAGUGGCAGAGACCAGCACUUACAUUUGGUCUCAGCUAUCACCAGGACCAUAACCUUAGGCAAGUGCAUGAUCCUUUGGUUCAAUCAAGACAAAGAACAUCUCCAUUGUUUCCUUACCAAGAACAUAGAUGUUCACAGUUUGAAGAUGCUAUUGUUAGCUCAAUUAGAGCAACUCAAAGUCCAGCAACGUUUAACCAUGUCCGGUUUCAAGAAAACUCAAAGCAGCUCAGAUACACUGAAAGAAGCUCUCGUGACUUUCCUUUUCAACCUAGUCUCCAUCCUCAAGAAGAACGAUCCUUCUUUGAAUGCUCAAGCCGCUUUGAUGGAGUUCCGCUUGAUAUUUAUGUCAGGAGAAUGCAGAGUACGUUAACACAGACGAGCGUUCCUCAUCUGUACACUGGAGAAUCACCUGAAAGACGCCGUCAAGAACCAUUCUUCCAACGCUCUAACCGUUUAAAUGGAGUUUCUCAUGAAAUUUAUAACGGGGAAAGAGGAAGAUCAAUGUUAACAAGUCACAGCUUUCCUCAUCCAUACACUGGGGAAUCACAAGAAGGAAGCUUGAGUAGGCAAUGCAACCUCAACAUUUAGCCUCCACGGCAUUGGUAAAUCAUUGUUCUUUGUGUACAUUAUGAAGAUCUUCCAGGUGACUGAUCAUCAAAGAACUUCUCAGGAUAACUUUGAUGGAAACAACCAAGGUGGCUGAAGCUUAUGAAAUUGUAGUUGGUUAACUUACUGACAGCUCAAAACCACAAUGAUCUCAGUAUGGAGAAUGAUCAUUUGGUGUAUGUAUCUACGUUGUGUAGUGAAAAUAGUGUUUAGAGUCUUGCAACUUGCUUUGUCUUAAAAGAGAAACUUGCAGUGCCUUGUCUUUUAACGGUAUACCUCCUGUUAUCUCCACACUAAGACACUAGGUGCUUGAAUUUUCACUUAUUUCUUUUACUAUGGUAAUGGUAGGUAAACUUACAAAUAUGUUUAUAGUUUAUUGUAGCCUUAGUAUUAUAAACUCAAGCUUAGCCGACAAGGCAACGGCAUAAACUUCACUUUCAUUGAAUUAAUAAUUAAUUGAACAAUUAUGAAAGUUUCAAGCAACGAAACUGAUCAUAGAUUCAUAGUGAUAAAAAUAAUAGUAAACAGAACUUGUAAAUUUCAGGGAAUCUGCUUAUAGAAUUACUACGAAACAAGUACAAUUGGUUGACAAGAACCUUCCAGUAAGAUAUAUGAACUUUUUAUACUAUUAAAUGUAUGUUCUUAGUCGUUAGUCGUUAUGAUAGAUAUGUCAAUUCUAUAAGAUUUGUUUUAUUAUCUAAUAAGGAACAUUUUUAAUGAUAUAUUAGAAUUCAUAUAAUAAUAUUGAAUGUUUUGUAUGCAAAUCAGGAAUCUAGAUAUUUUAUCAUUCAUUACUUAUCGCCAUUGUUAUCUCAUAUCUGUAUAUAAUCACCAGAGAAUAAACACUCAGAAUCCCAUAUCGGUUCUUGCAUUGUCACCUAUUGCACUUGGUUUCUCUCCCUUACUCAAAAACCCUUAUCGGAAUAUCCUCUCCGGUCGGUUUUUCCGGCAGUACGAUGAGGGUAAGUGUCUUAUUUUUUCAUUCUUAUUGAAACAACUUUCUUGUAAAACAAGAAACAUUUCUAUCCAUUCCUGGAAAAAAAAAUUAUUAGUUAAAUCUAUAAUUGUUUUCUAAUACCAUAUGGUUGUUUAUUUAGCAAAGGAUAGUUCUGAAGAUGGAUAUGAGCGAGAGUGAGAAAUCAAUCAAGAAAGCUAUGAAAAUUGCAUCUGGAGCUUCUGGUAAACAUCUCUAUGACUUCUUUUGCAAAUAACUUGCACCCCAAGUUAGGUGAUUUGAAAAACGUUUCAGCAACUUUGUUUGUUUUCGCGCGUGCAGGUGUGAGAUCUGUCUCGAUUCAGGGACAGAACGAUCAGCUGGUUAUAGUGGGAGAAGGGAUUGAUACGGCAGAGCUAACUCGUGAACUCCGCAAGAAAGUUUGUCACACGACCAUUGUCACAGUUCAGGCCGCACCACCGCCGCCGCCGCCUCCUCAGCAGCAGCAGAAGCAGCCAGUGCAGCCGUAUCUAAUGGAACAUAACAAUGAGAUGGCUCCGGCGAGAAGAUGCAUAUGCGAGAUACCGAAUUCGGGUUACUGUGGAUUUUGUAGAUCUAUGCGUGAAACUCCUUACCAGAUGGUAGCUUCGUCGUAUCCACCUCCGGUGAUGUACGGUGGUUACCGAGAAGAUCCUGAUAAUUGCAGAAUCAUGUGAUGCACGAAUUUUUCAACUCUUGAGUGAUUUUUGUUUCGGUUUUAUCUUUUAUUUUAAAGAAAGAUUAGAAAUUUCCAAAUUCGUGAUGCUGUAAUUUUUGUGACUUGUGACAGUGGACUCUCAAAAAAAGAUUUACUAAACCCUAAAAAUAAGUAAAAUGUAAUGUUUCUUUUUUUUUUUUGUUAAAGGGUUUAGUAAAAUGUAAUGUUUCAUGAUCGGUGUUUCAAAAAAAAAAAGAGUAAUGUUUCAUGAUCGAGUUAUAUACUCAAACAAACAAAGAAUACGACUAUUCAUUCAUACUCGUUAAUAUUUGGUCUAGUUUCUUUUACGUAAGGUAAUACUAGAAACGGUUUGCAUUUUAGAUUAUUUGGGUCUCAAGUUUUGCUUAUUGUUUUUUGCAAAAAAAAAAAAGUUUUGCUUAUUGUUACAUGUUCUUCGUAGGGUGAUGAGGUCAAGUCCAACAGUUAUCAUUUUUUUUAAGGUCUUUGCUAAAGAUAUGUCUAACGAAACACUAUUGUUUUUUAAAUACUUCAAUUCCUUCGUAUAUUCUCGGCCUCAAACGCGGGAAGCGUGAUCGUGUCAAUUAUCAAUUAUUUAUUUCCUUUUCUGGGCAACUCACUAUAAAUGAAGAAAAUGAAUUGGUAAAGAAUCAAAAGCUAAUAUACUCCUAAUAUUCAAAGGAUCGUAUAUAUAUUGCAUGAGCUGAUAAUAAAAUCCAUAUAUCAAGACUAGGUCUACGCAUAUAAAUUGAGAACCGAUAACUGAACGAAAUCAAAUCUAAAACCAACAGAUGUUCACAAAUAAGCGAGUAAUUUUUAUAUCUCUGAACC
This is a messenger RNA of Brassica rapa (field mustard), 4075 nucleotides long. Its product is annotated as heavy metal-associated isoprenylated plant protein 41. The record is from RefSeq and is a predicted model, not a curated record. NCBI's taxonomy places the organism in Eukaryota, Viridiplantae, Streptophyta, Magnoliopsida, Brassicales, Brassicaceae. Gene Ontology annotation, molecular function: rRNA (uridine-N3-)-methyltransferase activity. Gene Ontology annotation, cellular component: cytoplasm. Gene Ontology annotation, biological process: rRNA base methylation.